AAAAAAAAAAAAAACAGUCAACAGUCAACAGGCUGUUAGAGCGGGGGCGUUCAAGAACCGGUGCCCUGUUCCUUCGCCAACGCGUGGUUCGCCUGUCUUCUGUCUAUCAUAUCAGGAAAACAGCCUGUUACAGAUCUACAGAACUACUUCUAACUAUUUAAACACCUUGAUAGCAUCAACGAAUCCCGAGUGACGGUAUAAGGAAUUAUAAGGAUGGAGAAAACCGAUAACCCACUCCUGAUCGGAAAUCUGUUUGGGAUACAAGGUCGGAUAGCCGUUAUCACUGGAGGCGGAACGGGACUCGGCGAAAUGAUGGCGAACGCAUGGGUGGUCAACGGAGGCCAUGUUGUGAUUGCCGCUCGCAAGGAAGAGGUCCUCUCGAAAACCUGCGAGCGGCUGAACGGAAUGGGCACUGGGAAGGCCGAGUACAUCACCAGCGACCUCUCCUCCAAGGCCGGCUGUGCGGCAUUGUGCGACGAACUCAAGAAACGAUUCGACAAGAUUCAUGUCUUGGUGAACAACUCCGGAAUGGCGAUCGCCGGGGAGUUCCAUCAGUAUCCUGAGAAAGAUUGGGAUGAUGUGUUCAAUCUGAAUGUCAAGUCGAUUUUCUAUAUGACUUCUGAGCUCACCCCAUUAUUGGCCAAAGAUGCAACCAACCUGGAUCCCGGAAGAGUCAUCGUCAUUGCUUCUGUGCAGGCCUUCAACAACCACAGCGUUUUUGGAGACCACGGAAUCUGGUCAUAUAGCAGCAGCAAAGCCGCCGCGGUCUCUCUGGCAUCGAACCUAGCAGUAACACUGGGUCCGAAGUUGAUAACCGUGAAUGCGAUUUGUCCAGGUUUAUUCCCCUCCAGCAUGACCGAAGAGAUCAUCAGCCAUGCAGAACAGUUGGCCUGUAGCCUGCAUCCGAUGGGUCGCUAUGGGGCAGUAGAGGACAUGGCCGGCGUGUUUCUAUUCUUAACCAGUCGGGCGGGGGCACACAUAUCUGCAAACGCCAUCCUGUCUGAUGGCGGGGCCACAGCUGCUGCUCGCUUCUUGAACGAUCACAUCAACGUUUGAUCAUCGCCAGUCGUCUUCCCUUAGUGCAGCUAGGUUCUUCUCAUGUAAAAUCAAUCCUGAUAGGUUCUCGAAAAUAGUGAUCGUAAAUAAAUAUGUAGUUUCUUUCCUUCAAAAAGUUGUCUGCCCAUUCCACUCAGACAUAUGUAUAGUAUGUAUCUACCCUGAUCUGGACUGCAGAAUCCUUCCUGUAGCACAGCCUCAGGUACCCUGUGCCCUCUUUUGUUGUUGCAUCCGAGUCUUAUGAAAUCGAACAUUUUAUGUUACUGACGAG
Molecule: messenger RNA, 1327 nt
Organism: Puccinia graminis f. sp. tritici CRL 75-36-700-3
Lineage: Eukaryota; Fungi; Basidiomycota; Pucciniomycetes; Pucciniales; Pucciniaceae
Exons: 11
Coding region: 214-1056 (280 amino acids)
Molecular function (GO): oxidoreductase activity
Source: RefSeq, a predicted model, not a curated record